Molecule: messenger RNA, 1386 nt
Organism: Phytophthora sojae
Lineage: Eukaryota; Oomycota; Peronosporomycetes; Peronosporales; Peronosporaceae
Exons: 1
Molecular function (GO): carboxypeptidase activity
Source: RefSeq, a predicted model, not a curated record
UAUCUCGACUACGAAGACGCCAAGACCAUUCCUCAUAUUCCAGCACUACCGCUUUCCUAUGGCCAAGCGAAGCACAUUCUGGCAUCACUGGGCGGAAUGAAAGCUCCAGCGGCUUGGCAAGGAGGGCUGAGCUUCCCUGAGGGCUAUCGCAUUGGCGACGACGCUAAUACCGUCGUCAAUCUCGAUAUUGAGAUGGAUAACAAGGUCAGUCCUAUCUGGGACGUCAUCGGGACGAUCGAAGGCGCAGAGGAACCGGACAAGCAGGUGAUUCUGGGCAACCACCGUGACGCCUGGGUCUGUGGAGCGAUCGAUCCGAGUAGCGGGUCGUCGGUGCUGUUAGAGAUUGCUCGAGGCUUGGGCGAGCUGCUGAAACAAGGUUGGAAGCCUCGACGCUCGAUCGUUCUCGGCUCGUGGGAUGGCGAGGAGCCUGGUCUGCUGGGCAGCACAGAGUACGCGGAGGACAACACCGAAGCUCUAACCAAGCAGGCUGUUGCCUAUCUGAACGUCGACUCGACUAUUGGACCGUUGGUGUAUGCGGCAUCGAGUCCGUCCAUCGCUGCGUUCCUCUUCAACACCGCGAAAGAUUUACCAGCCAACCAGUUUUACGGGAACGAGACGGAGUCGACACUAUACGAGCAAUGGGUCGCUCAGACUGAAGUGAAGCGUGCACAACUCAACGGUGCGGACGACGGAACUCUGGGACCGGAUCAUCUGAUCAAGCUGUUGGGCUCGGGCUCGGACUACUCGGCGUUUUAUCAGCACCUCGGUAUCAUUUCGGUCGACAUGGGCUUUGCGAUCUCCAACCACGCGCAGUAUGGCGUGUACCACAGCUCCAUGGACAGUCUGAUGUACGCUGAGCUGUACGGAGAUCCGAACUACUCCACUCACGUCUCGACUGCUCGUUGGUGGGGGCUGCUGGGUCUUCGUCUAGCGGAUAACCGAGUUCUUCCUUUCGACUACACGACGUACGCUGUCGUUAUGAAGGAAGACCUCGCUCGACUUGAAGAGAAGAUCACUGGCGUCGACUUUGCUGCGCUUCACGAAGCCAUCGACCGCUUUAGUGGCAGUGCAACCGAUUUUCACUCGAAACUCGCCGCCUUUGAGACAAACUCGACUGCUGAGCUCGAUGAAAGUGUUCUCCGAGUGUGGAACGAGAAACUUGUGCAGCUGGAGCGCCAUUUCAUCGCCGAAGCUGGCCUCCCUCACCGACCAUGGUACAGACACGUGAUCUUCGGCCCAGGAUUCUACGAGGGCUACGCUGGAGCAGCUUUCCCCGGCAUCUCUGACUGCGUGGCUUUCAAGGACAACGCGACUACGAUCCAGGAGCACGUUGAUGAAGUGGCUCGGAUCGUCAACAACGCCGCUGAAUGGUUACUAAAGGGUUAG